AUGGCGGUUUCAGGCCCGUCCCUCAGGGCCCGUCGCUCAGGGCCCGUCGCUCAGGGCCCGUCCCUCAGGGCCCGUCCCUCAGGGCCCGUCCCUCAGGGCCCGUCCCUCAGGGCCCGUCGCUCAGGGCCCGUCCCUCAGGGCCCGUCGCUCAGGGCCCGUCGCUCCGGGCCCGUGCUCGGGGCCCGUCCCUCGGGCCCGUCCUCGGGGUCCCCGCCCCUCGGGGCCCGUCCUCGGGGCCCGUCCUCGGGGCCCGUCGCUCGGGGCCCGUCGCUCGGGGCCCGUCGGGGCCCGUCGCUCGGCCCGUCCCUCGGGGCCCGUCGCUCAGGGCCCGUCGCUCAGGCCCGUCGCUCGGGGCCCGUCCCUCAGGGCCCGUCGCUCAGGGCCCGUCGCUCAGGGCCCGUCCCUCAGGGCCCGUCCCUCAGGGCCCGUCGCUCAGGGCCCGUCGCUCAGGGCCCGUCCCUCAGGGCCCGUCCCUCAGGGCCCGUCCCUCAGGGCCCGUCCCUCAGGGCCCGUCGCUCAGGGCCCGUCCCUCAGGGCCCGUCGCUCAGGGCCCGUCGCUCAGGGCCCGUCCCUCAGGGCCCGUCCCUCAGGGCCCGUCCCUCAGGGCCCGUCCCUCAGGGCCCGUCGCUCAGGGCCCGUCCCUCAGGGCCCGUCCCUCAGGGCCCGUCCCUCAGGGCCCGUCCCUCAGGGCCCGUUGUUUGUUUUUUACGGGAAUGA
This is a messenger RNA of Oncorhynchus keta (chum salmon), 717 nucleotides long. RefSeq names its product proline-rich protein 2-like. The record is from RefSeq and is a predicted model, not a curated record. The transcript has 2 exons. Lineage: Eukaryota; Metazoa; Chordata; Actinopteri; Salmoniformes; Salmonidae. Bases 1 to 717 code for a protein of 238 amino acids.